Messenger RNA from Porites lobata, 342 nucleotides. NCBI's taxonomy places the organism in Eukaryota, Metazoa, Cnidaria, Anthozoa, Scleractinia, Poritidae. The record is from the annotation of a GenBank genome assembly.
AUGUACGAAGACAAGAGUAACGCAGAUCACUGCCCCGUCAACACCUACUUGGCUUACAAAGAGCACCGGCCCACAAGCAUGAUGACCGAUGAAUCUCCUUUCUAUCUUGCGGUUAAUAGUGAAAACCAGAAACUUGGUCAAAUGUGGUUCAAAUGCUCUCCACUUGGAGUCAACUCCUUGAGAAGCAUGCUCAAGAACAUGAUAAGAGAUUCGGGCCUAGAAACAGAUAAAAAACUUGUAAAUCACAGGACAAGAAAGCAUUUGGUUCAGAAGCUGGUUGAUAAUGACAUACCGCCAAACAAAAUUAUUCAGAUCACUGGACAUAAAAACUUAACUCUUUAA